This is a messenger RNA of Amyelois transitella, 1345 nucleotides long. It is a transcript of the gene Hus1-like, whose product is annotated as checkpoint protein HUS1. NCBI's taxonomy places the organism in Eukaryota, Metazoa, Arthropoda, Insecta, Lepidoptera, Pyralidae. The coding region runs from base 62 to 997 and encodes 311 amino acids. Gene Ontology annotation, cellular component: checkpoint clamp complex; site of double-strand break; nucleolus. The record is from RefSeq and is a predicted model, not a curated record. Gene Ontology annotation, biological process: double-strand break repair via homologous recombination; nucleotide-excision repair; telomere maintenance. The transcript has 6 exons.
CGAAAACAAAAUGUUAAUGUCAGAAGACUAAAACCCGCGAAAUUGAUUUUCUGUUUUGUUUAUGUCCAUACGUACCUGUUGUUCUAUUUCUUCUGUUUACUUUCAAAAGUGCAAAGUUAUGAAGUUCCGUGCUGUGAUGAUAGACGCAGGACCUAUGCGUGAAUUUACAAAUAUAGUUACAACAAUAUCUAAACUAUCAAAGGAAUGUGUGUUACGUGUGGCUAGUGAUCAGCUUUAUUUCAUUGUGAGUGAUGAGAGCAACGGGCCCGGGCCACCGGUCCUUUGGUGUGAAAUACCACAAGCAAUGUUUUUCUCGGAGUACCAGAUGAUUGGUUUGGAUGACGACCAUAAAGAUAUAUACUUGGGUUUAGGUUCAGCAAAUUUGGCAAGAUCACUGGUCGUAUUGAAAACAGCAAAAUCAUUAAAAAUUAAGCUGACUAAGAAGCAAUGUCCUUGUCUCACACUGGAAAUUGAAACGUUAUCAUCCACUUCCCAGCAAACAAGACAAGUUACCCAUGAUAUCCCAGUUGUGGUGAUACCGAGGAAGAUGUGGUCGGACUUCCAUGAACCCAAAGUACCAGAUCCUGAUGUGUCAAUAGAACUACCACCGCUUAAGCAACUGCGAACAACCGUGGACCGAAUGAAGACCAUGGCUCCUGAAAUAGUGAUCCGGGCCUCGGCUGAAGGUCGCCUCACUUUGCAGAUCAAGACUGACAUGGCUAAAGUGUCUACGCGGUUCAAGGAUUUGAGAGUUGAUGCAUUUGGAGGUCCCAUAGAACAUUCAGACUCUGAAACCGAGACUCAAAUCAACGAGGACAUGUCUCGACUAAGCUAUUGUCGGGUAGACGCAAAGAAGUUGUCUAUGUUCCUUAGUGCUGACCAAAUAUCACACAACCGGACCGUGUGUAGUGUUGUGCAUAAGAAGUUGGUGAUCUUGUGUUUGCAGACUGAGGAGAAUGUGAAGCUGCAGUGUUUUAUUACUGGGAUUGUGUAUUAGUUUAAUAGUACUGACAGAAUCACUACAUAGUAUAAAGCAAAGUCGCUUCCCGCGUCUGUCACUCUGUUUGUAUGUAUAUUUAGAGCUUUAGAACUAAAUGCCGGAUUUUGAUUCAGGUUAUUGUUAAAUAGAUAGUGAUUCAAGAGGAACCUUUAUGUAUAAAUGUUACCGGUGCGAAGCCGGGUCGGGUCGCUAGGAAUAAAGGUAAUAAAAAACUACCUAUAUAAGAAAAUAAUAAUUAUCUCUUAAAGAAUGUGAAUUUUGGAAGGAAAGUGCAUAACAAAACAUAUUUGAUCAAACAGGGACGGAAAAGAACGGGUCAGGCAGGUUCCUUAUUGUUAAAAAAAC